AUGCAUCAAAAGGUAAAGGCAGAAUCUCUAUCGAAAACUAUGGCAUCGUGUAGAACUUUUAUAAAUGAAAGUGUAGGUACUCCACAACAUUGGAAUCAAGAAUAUGAAAAUAUCCUAAAACAGUUAUCUGCAUAUGAAAUAUAUGAUAAACUCAGCAAGGUUACUUCUGAUGAUAACACAUGUGCUAAAUACUGUGCGAAUAUAAUUAAUUCUAGUGAAGAUAUUGAUGAGUUUAAAAAACUCUGUCCCAAACUUGCAAGUAAUAUAAUGAAGUUAUCAGAAACCUUGAAAGACACAAAUUCACCCUAUGAUCGUUGCACGUAUAUGACUUACUGGACAUAUGAAAAAAUAAUAAAUAUAUUUAACAGCCAUAUUAACAAUGUGCAUAACAAAUCCGUUAUUAACGAGCUAAACAAAGCAGUGCUCAUGGCUAAUAGUGAAUUAACUGACAAAGACAAGUGUCUAUUUUCUUUUACCGGAAAUCUCUUGGAAUGGAAAGGAGAAAAGUUUUUACAUGAUUAUUUUAAAAACUACGAUAAAAUUAGGACAUGCAUUACAUCCACCGACGGCAAUAGUUGUAACUCUUAUUGUGGAUAUCUUAAACACAUCAGUAAAUUGUAUUACAGCUACAUCAACAAGUGCUGCUCUUGUUAUAGCUAUCCGGAACGUGCUUGUUUUGAGUUAUGUCCAAAAUAUUUUAACUGCGAUAUAAGUUAUUUUCCAAAUGAUCUCCUAUCUAAGAUUGGUUGCCAAGAAGAUGAAGAAAAAAAAGAAAAAGGAGAAUCUAACAAAACCGCAGAAGAGGUAUUCAAAAACAUAACAGUUGAUCAUGAUGUUAUCAGGAGGAGCCAAAUCGCAAAGCCAUGUAAAGGUUUAAUAUGCGACUCGUUUGAUACUUUCGCGUUAUCCUCUUUUUUGUUCCUCGGAAUUUUUUUACACUUUUUGUCUUUUACAAAGUAA
Molecule: messenger RNA, 960 nt
Organism: Plasmodium cynomolgi strain B
Lineage: Eukaryota; Apicomplexa; Aconoidasida; Haemosporida; Plasmodiidae
Exons: 2
Coding region: 1-960 (319 amino acids)
Source: RefSeq, a predicted model, not a curated record